AACAAUGCAGCUACCCUUAGUUUACCGAAUGACAGGGGGUUGUAGUGAACUUUACCGGAGAAGACCUCUCUCUUCCUUGUAAGAUAUGAACUGUCAGAUUAGUUGUCCAGCCUAUUUUAAGGUCAGUGUAGUCUACGGCCAAUUAAGGGAAUACAAACCAAUUUAUUUACCCACAGGGGGGAAAAGCAUUUUCAACGCUAUUUGGAUCCUGCCAUUGCUACAGAGACGAUCUUUAUCUUACUCGGCAUGGUGGUUUGAAAUGAUUCUAGUCGUCUCUGUUUUGCAUCGUUAUUGAAGUUAGAUCGUAGAAUUUCGAUUUGCUGCUAAUGUUGACAACUCGAGACCUUAAAGCUCUUAUCUGGGGGUGCAUCAAUGCUGAACUUCCUCAUUCACGCUGGCUGGACCAUGCCCAAAAAUGGAGCCACACGUGUGCGCGCAACUUUAAUGUGUCUAUAACACCAUUUGUCUUCCCUAUUCUGAAAUGGAAUUGUGUGUGGAGAUGUGAGAAUUACCAAUGGAUGUACAGACACCUCCGUGCAACACCACCUCGGAAAAUCAGUGUGGAGUAAAGUCCAGUUCGUACGCUCUGAUUAUCAUCCCGGUCCUCUUGGCCGUGAGCACUGUGGUUGUGGUUGCGCUCAUUGUGUACAGCGUCUGCUGCAAGAGGCAAGAGCGAGCUGUGACUGUUGUCUUCAACAGCGAUACAAGUGCGCGCUCUCUUGAAGGCUGGGCUGAUGGAACCCUCCUGCCCACAUGUACCAGCAAGCGUGUCCGCAGCACCGGGUGCGGGUCUGUGCUCGUGAGCACGGUGUCCGGGCCCCUGGGCCCCUGGGAGAUCCCUGAGGACUGUGUGCUGGAGGAGCUGGCCUUCCUGCACACGGGGCGAUACGGACCGGUCUGCAGGAGCCAGCUGAGCGCAGGCCAGGUCACCAGCGCAGUGGUGGUCAAGACACUCCGAGACAGUACCAGCCAGGCUGAGGUGAAAGAGUUUGUGAACUGGGCGCGGUUCCACGCUGUUGUCAGCAGGCAUGAGAACCUGGUGCAGAUGCUCUUCUGCCAGACCCGACAUGUGCCCAUGUACCUGGUCCUGGAAGACGUCAACCCAGGAAACCUGCUGCAUUUCCUCUGGAGCCUCCGGAACGAGGAUCCUGGCACACCGAGCCAAUCACAGCAGUUUUGCGAGAAGUCGGUGUACUUGCUGGCGAAGCAGGUCGCAGCUGGUCUGGAAUAUCUGCACUCUGAGCACAGGCUGGUGCACGGUGAUGUGGCGGCGAGGAGCGUGCUGAUUGGCGCAGGGCUGUCGGUCAGAGUCGCAGGCCUGGGCAUGGCCUUUGAGGCUUGGGAAACGGGCAAAGUAGCCAAUCGGCGGGCGGCGGAGGUGCCCCUGAAAUGGCAGGCACCGGAGCGGAUAACACACCUGGCCAUGACCACCAGGAGUGACGUGUGGUCUUUUGGUAUUCUCCUGUAUGAGUUGGUCACUUUAGGUGCGCCCCCGUAUCCUGGGCUGGAGCCUCUGGACGUGUUGCCACAGAUCCGGAGCUCGUACAGGAUGGAGAAACCAGAGAGCUGUGGAACACCGCUGUACGAGCUCAUGAAGUGCUGCUGGAUGUUGAACUCCAGCGACCGGCCCACGUUUCCAGCCAUCAUCCAGCUCCUCCAAUCCUACACGGACCUCGCUGACACAAAAAGGCUGUCUUCCCUAGAAAGCAUGAACAUUUUUGAAUACAGUAAGAAGGCAGGUGUGUUUCCCUGACGACCACACACAGAGAAUUGUAGGACGUUGAAAAGUCAACUUCCUGAUGUUUGUCAUUUUCACAUGCGGUCAUUGUAACAGGCAAAAUGUCAUCCUUGCGGGCAUGAAAGGUUGUGAUAUGUUUGGGACUAAAUGAGAAAUUGCAAAUAAACCAUUGAUUUUAGGUCCCAUACAUCAAAUAAACUACAUCUGACCAAAGUAAUUAGGACAACAAAGUAUUUAUUUAGUCUUGUUCAAAGUAGAUCCACCAAAUUCUGUCUACAUUCUCACACCAUUGGUGCUCUGUAGUGACUGCUGUGCAUGGUCACGUUUCCUAGCCACUAUCACACAUGACCAAAAAUAGACAUUGCUCAUGUGUCUUAAAUGGAUUGUUGUCUUUGACAAUUGCAUGAGUGAAUCACUUUUGGAUUUAAAUGGAUGUGGUCAUUUUGUUAGUGACCAUAAACAUUUCAUAUUGAAUUUUAUUUUUAUUCAUACAGAUCUGUAUGUAUGUAAUUGACUUUGUACUUUGUGUUGAUGUUUCUAUGCUCAAAUAAAUA
Conger conger (European conger) is the source of this 2292-nucleotide messenger RNA. Its product is annotated as tyrosine-protein kinase STYK1. NCBI's taxonomy places the organism in Eukaryota, Metazoa, Chordata, Actinopteri, Anguilliformes, Congridae. Bases 515 to 1753 code for a protein of 412 amino acids. Gene Ontology annotation, biological process: protein phosphorylation; multicellular organism development; cell surface receptor protein tyrosine kinase signaling pathway. The transcript is spliced from 11 exons. The record is from RefSeq and is a predicted model, not a curated record. Gene Ontology annotation, molecular function: ATP binding; transmembrane receptor protein tyrosine kinase activity. Gene Ontology annotation, cellular component: signaling receptor complex.